AUGAGAGCCAUAGGAGAUGCAGUUUCUGCUGCUUCCAAGACAUAUAACGGAGUGGAGAAUCCCCGCAAGAGGACCAAAACUUCUUCGUCUUCUUCCAUGAAUCAUAGAACUGCUGCUCAAGCCACAAGAACAAACCGGGCUUGUGACGACUGUCGUAAGCAAAAAACAAGGUGUCUUCCACCCACAAACGAGAGUGCUGGAUGCUCUCGCUGUCAGUUUCUCAAUCUCAAGUGCUCGUUUCAAAAAGAUAACCACAGCGAAUCCAAGACGCCCAUAGCGCAGUCAGAUCGCAUUGAACUGAUAUAUCGUGGAGUCAAUGAAAUAGUCAGUUUACUCAAAAAUCAAGUCAAUUAUCGUCUCAACGACGAUGCAAGACUACUCCUAGAUGCCUCGAGUACAAUGAAACAAGCAUCGCCGCAGACAGUCGAGCCAGAACUCGAUAUUAUGCUGACUGCUGAACCUACGUAUGACUUUCACCACCCUUCCAAAUCCUGUCAAUCUUCACCAUUUUCAAUCGUGUGCAAUCUGCUUCCGGAAAACGGUGUUCCCAACUCGAUACUUCAUUUGGUCAAUCGACCGCAGGCUCCGUUUCGAAAUCGAAAUGUGCCAAAGCCGGAUGUCAUAUCUCUAGGAAUUUUGGAAGAAACUGAAGCUGUAGAAUUGCUUGACGAUUUCAAACAGAACUACGGCCGAUGGGUGCUGUUUCCCUCCAAUAUAACUACUGAAGAAUUGAUCGAGCGUAUAAGACAGAAAUCACCACUUUUACUCACCACUUGCUGUUGCGUAACUCUCCGAUACCUGUUAACUCAUGUUGCUCAAGACGACUACGAAUUGCAGCAUACCAUCAAAAGAAGGAACCAGGACCUUUUAUCGCAGCUUGCCAAAGAACUUGAGGCAGCACUUCUUGGCUACUUUGUGUUUCCUCACAAUUCUAGCCCAGUUGGCGAUGUUGAAUUUCUCCAGGCUGUUGCGGUGCUUUCCAUUUACUCUUUAUCGCUAACCUCUCUUGCUGGGAUUUCAGUGGAGGAUAAGGAGAGCAGUCUCACCAACUUCAGUCUCGAUCCAUGGUACUUGUCGAGUGUUGGACUCAACACCUUCUUAUCAAAAUCAGCAUUUGGACAGCUUGUUCAACACAAGGUAAUCGAUGCCGCAACCUCGCCUUUCACAGUGCUUUUUCAAGAGCUAGACGACGAGGAGCAGACGCUAACCGUGCUACGCAUCUACAAUCACUUGACAAUUGUUCAUCUCAUUCAGUGUGUGUUCAGUGGCAGAAUGUGUGUGUUAGACGAGGUGAGGUUGAACUACUGUACUGCCACUUUGAGCUUGGCAAAACUGACCAAUUUUGACGGCAGAGUUGUCAGUGAAAUUGAGGUCCUUUUGAUCGCCUACAACUACAUCCAAGUAGCCACGGGCAUCAACGACAGAGCCACACCAAGGGAGAGAGAAACGGCAUUUUCGUCAGCAAUGGAAGAAAUGAAACAAUGGUACGACCAAUGGGAGUACUUGUUUUCACAGCCAACAGUACAAUUUGUGGUAUUGUGCUACGAGUUCUGCUUCAUAAUGAUCAUUCUUGUCUUCAACUACCAAAAAGGUUUAUGCGAAGACGUGCCUGCCUUUGACGUUUAUUCCGAGCACAGUCUCAGCACUAUUCUCCGUAGCUGUACUAAAGAGAAUUUACUAUCAUUAUUGGAGCACGGAAACCACUUACUUCUGUUUGAGAAGAUGAUUGACAACGAUUCGUACUUUGCUUGCUUAUCAGACCAGAUCCAUUUUUGCUUUUACUUUGGCGCUAUAGUGAUCAUGAAAACAUUUUUGUACUUGCAGAAUAAUCACCAGGAAAAGAUUAUAGAUGCUGGAAAGCGUAAGGAAACACUACGCCUUAUACAGAGUCUCAUCGACCGCCUCACACGAGUGAGUCAAGGUAUGAAAAACGAUAUACUUACAAAGUAUCGAGAUGGACUUCUGGACAUGUUGAAAUUAUUAGCAUGA
This is a messenger RNA of Meyerozyma guilliermondii ATCC 6260, 1989 nucleotides long. It is a transcript of the gene ZCF19, whose product is annotated as Zcf19p. Bases 1 to 1989 code for a protein of 662 amino acids. Gene Ontology annotation, molecular function: transcription cis-regulatory region binding; zinc ion binding; DNA-binding transcription factor activity, RNA polymerase II-specific. NCBI's taxonomy places the organism in Eukaryota, Fungi, Ascomycota, Pichiomycetes, Serinales, Debaryomycetaceae. The record is from RefSeq and is a predicted model, not a curated record. Gene Ontology annotation, biological process: regulation of DNA-templated transcription. Gene Ontology annotation, cellular component: nucleus. The transcript has a single exon.